Molecule: messenger RNA, 993 nt
Organism: Moesziomyces antarcticus
Lineage: Eukaryota; Fungi; Basidiomycota; Ustilaginomycetes; Ustilaginales; Ustilaginaceae
Exons: 2
Coding region: 1-993 (330 amino acids)
Source: RefSeq, a predicted model, not a curated record
AUGUCGAAGCUUUUGCGCAGCCACCAGGAGAAUGACGAUCUUGCAGACGAAUUAGUUUUCAAGUUUGCGGUCGUCAGCGUAGCCAAGAGACCGGGUCAGUCAGAAGCGGGCAUGUCGACUCCUAGCGGUAGCAUUGAUGUGACGACAAAAGUAGAACAGACGCCUGACAAAGAACAGCUAACUUUGAGCGCUCAGCAAGCGUCUGUAGCUUCUUGCGACGUCAUUGAAGACUGGAAAGCCGAACAAGAAAAAGAUGUUGCCGCUAGAUACAAGCAUGACUGGUAUAUGGUCUGGUUCAAGUAUUUUUUCGGAGCGACCGCCAUGAUGACGAUCUGGUUAACCUACAGCGACAUCAGUAAAGGCGAAGUCCUUACUUCCUCACCGAAUGCCUCUCUGUCGACGAGCAUCACCAUGUAUAAGCUAAGUCUGACUGCACUUAUCGGCUCCAACGUUCGCAGCGCUAUGUGGCGACAUCUUGGGCAGGGAGGCACCGUCACAGCCGAAUUUCUGCACGAGUCUGGUCGACUGGAAGGCGAUCCCAUCAGCGCCUUGAAGCUGCUCAGACAAACUGGGCUCCGUUUCGCUGGCCUGGUAUCAUUAGCCGUCGCCGUCGCAACACACGCAAUUGAGCCAAUCCUGCAGGCAUCAAUCCAGUCGACCGGCAAGCAGCUGUACACUGUCAAUCGCCCCUACUUUUACGCCGGAUUCGCCUUUCUGGCAUUGGUUCUGCUCUUCGAAGUCGUACUUUCCCUCCCUCAGCCUAGCGAAUAUGUGACUUCGUAUGGAAGCCCUUUAGCUAGUGCGGCGGAAGGACUUGGACCAGGUCUUAGUGACAAGCGGGUCGCCAUCUUGACCCGUCUGCCGAAGUCAAUGGCUAACGUGCAGGUCGGCCUUACCUUCGAGGAUCCUUCCGAAAGCAACGGUAUGGUCGGACAUAGGUAUAUCGACAUAAGAACCGAGACAAAUGGGCCCCAAUCAGCCAACACCGAGUAA